Messenger RNA from Cannabis sativa, 1225 nucleotides. RefSeq names its product translation initiation factor IF3-4, chloroplastic. Gene Ontology annotation, molecular function: translation initiation factor activity; ribosome binding. Lineage: Eukaryota; Viridiplantae; Streptophyta; Magnoliopsida; Rosales; Cannabaceae. The record is from RefSeq and is a predicted model, not a curated record. Gene Ontology annotation, biological process: ribosome disassembly; translational initiation. The coding region runs from base 101 to 967 and encodes 288 amino acids. The transcript is spliced from 9 exons.
GCAAAAAUUGUGGAUAAGGAAGGAGAAAAAUAUAAGCAAUAAUGUGCCAAAUCCUUACCACUUAUCAGUGUAGACUGUAGCAUAGUUGAGCUCAAACGCCAUGGCUGGUAUCACCACCAGCUGUUCGCUUAAAUUGGUCCGUAGUCGGACCACAGCACCAGCCAAAGCGGCACCCUCUUCAUUCAUUCUAUCUUCCUUCGAUUCCAGACUUUUCGGCCUUAAAAUUCGUUACCCUGACCUCAUCAAAUUCACCUCUCACAUUUCUAUUUCCUCCACUUGCGGAGCUCCAAUUACAUCCCGUUAUGGCGGCGGCGGCGGGUCUCGUUACUCGGGCCAAGAUUCUAGGCGUUUUAAGCAGAACGACUCCGACGAUGACCAAGCUCUUGAUUUGUCCACCAUCAGGUCAGGCUCCGUGAGGCUUAUUGAUGAACGGCAGAAUAUGGUGGGAGUCGUUACUAAGUCUGAGGCUGUUCAAAUGGCUGACGAUGCUGGUCUUGAUCUUGUUAUAUUAUCGCCGGAGGCAGACCCACCCGUCCUCAAAAUAAUGGAUUACAAUAAAUAUAGAUAUGAACAACAAAAGAAGAAAAGAGAACAGCAGAAGAAAAGUGCUGCAAGUCGCAUGGAUUUGAAAGAGCUAAAAAUGGGUUUUAAUAUUGAUCAACACGAUUAUUCCGUACGCUUGAGAUCUGCGAAGAAGUUUUUGAAAGAUGGCGACAAGGUUAAAGUUAUAGUUAACUUGAAAGGUCGUGAAAAUGAUUUCCGAAAUAUUGCUAUAGAGCUUAUCAAACGUUUCCAGAACGAUGUUGGGGAGCUAGCAACAGAGGAAGCCAAAAACUUUAGGGACAGGAAUAUAUUCAUAAUCUUGGUUCCAAACAAAGCUCUUCAACAAAAAGCUCAAGAACCCCCAAAGAAAAAAGACAUUUCAAAUGAAGCAGUUGGAGUUGAUGAAGUAUCAGCCAAUGUUUGAUUGAAGGAAAUAGUGAUUUAAUUUGUAUUAUUUAACAAGCUUGAGUAAAAUUGGAAGGUAAUGUAUAGCAUUAGUGUAACAGCUGGUUGAGAUUAUAUUUAUAUCACUAAAUUUUGUUGUAAACUAUCUUCUGGAUUUAGAAUUCUAUAAUGGAUUUUAAAGGCCCUUAUUGUAAAAAAAUAUUUAUUUUUUUGAAGCAACACUUAUGAUUGUGUAAUAAGCAUAUAGUUGUGAAAAGAUUUUCAAAGCUUAAGAUUA